Messenger RNA from Ceratotherium simum simum (southern white rhinoceros), 911 nucleotides. The record is from RefSeq and is a predicted model, not a curated record. Lineage: Eukaryota; Metazoa; Chordata; Mammalia; Perissodactyla; Rhinocerotidae.
UCUUUACUUUUUGGUGUUUUCUUGUAGACUAGCCUAUCAUGGCAGACCAGAGACAGCGCUCACUUUCUACCUCUGGAGAAUCACUGUACCAUGUUCUCGGGCUGGACAGGAACGCGACCUCGGAUGACAUUAAGAAGUCCUACCGGAAACUUGCCUUGAAAUAUCACCCUGAUAAGAACCCUGAUAACCCGGAGGCCGCAGACAAGUUUAAGGAGAUCAACAACGCCCACGCCAUCCUGACGGACGCCACAAAAAGAAACAUCUACGACAAGUACGGCUCGCUUGGGCUCUACGUGGCCGAGCAGUUUGGGGAGGAGAACGUAAACACCUACUUCGUGCUCUCCAGUUGGUGGGCCAAGGCCCUGUUUGUCUUCUGUGGGCUCCUCACGUGCUGCUACUGCUGCUGCUGCCUGUGCUGCUGCUUCAACUGCUGCUGUGGGAAGUGCAAGCCCAAGGCACCCGAGGGCGAGGAGACUGAGUUCUACGUGUCCCCCGAGGACCUGGAGGCGCAGCUGCAGUCUGAUGAGAGAGAGGCCACAGACACGCCGAUCGUCAUACAGCCAGCAUCUGCCACAGAGACCACCCAGCUCACGGCUGACUCCCACCCCAGCUACCACACUGAUGGGUUCAAUUAAGUUCAGGAGAAGCUGUGGUGAGAGGAUAAAUCAGCACCUGGCCACUUCCACCUUAGAAUCAUGAACUGUAGUCACAGAGAUGGGGGGAGCCACUCUGGCCACGGAGGAGGGGCAGCCGCCAACCCGCCACGGCCGCCUUGGGGCCCCUCCCGCCUCUGUGCCCGCCAUCCAUCGAUCCCUGAUCCAUGAAGUGCGUAGCAUGCAGUAUUUAAAGCAGUUUAGCUACGGUCUUCUUCUGUUUCUCCUUUUGUAAUAGCAUGUCUGGGGUUCUGUCCA